CCAGCCGCGGUGAGAAACGCAAACUUAGCUCUUCAGCAGUUGUGAACGGCGCAUAAUCGAUAGGGAAAUAGUGCGUUUGUGAACGUCGUUUAACCAACUUUAAGAAGUCACCGGGAUGAAUGACGGGAAAAAGCUGCCGUUCACACGGGCAGGGCGCUAACUUGUGGGAUUAGUUUGCAUGUGGCCUGACGGCGGAGGGUGACGGCGGUGGGAUGGGCGGUGAGGUGUCCAAGAUGGCGGCGCCCUGUAGAGUGCAUCAACUCUAACAGAGGGGCCUGGAGACUGUAUUGGCAGGUGGGCCCCAGGAGUCCUCCAGGCAAACAGGGACGGACACUGUGAGAGACACGUGGCCUCCACCUCCAGCACUGCCGCCAUCAUGGCCAGGGAGCAGCCCAAUGUGGGGGACCUCCUCCCACUCCUGGAGACCUCUGACCUCCAGCAGCUUGAAGAGAUCCGAGGCCUUAUCAACGAGCAGCUCAGCACUGAGCGAGGUUCCAUGCUACUGAAUGGGCUGGUGGAUUUUUUUUUGGAAACCAACUCUCCCCAGGCCUUGCAUAUCCUCUCCUCUGUCAGAGAGCCACAUGAUAAGCACCUUCUAGACAAGAUGAACGACUGUAUGACCAAACAGGCGUGCCGCCUGCCCACCCUCAUGCUGCUUGGUCACGUAGUCCGCAAGCAGCCGUCCUGGAUCCACAAGAUCGCUCGAUAUCCUCUGCUGCUGUCGCUGCUGAAAUGCUUGAAGGCGGACACAGACGUGGUGGUGCUCAUAACCGGAGUAUUGGUGCUGAUCACUCUGCUGCCCAUGAUCCCCCAAGCUGGGAAACAACACCUAUGGGAAUACUUUGAUAUCUUUGGCCGUCUGGCAUCGUGGAACCUUAAGAAUCCAGGGCAUGUUUCAGAAGUUUACCUAAUCCACCUGCACGCUAGCGUCUACUCACUAUUCCACAGGCUGUACGGCAUGUACCCAUGCAACUUUGUGUCCUAUCUACGUUCCCAUUACAGCAUGAAGGAGAACAUGGAAACCUUUGAGGAGGUAGUGAAGCCAAUGCUUGAACAUGUCCGUAUACACCCUGAACUGGUGACCGGUACCAAGGACCAUGAGCUGGACCCCACUAGGUGGAAGAAGUAUGAAAUCCAUGAUAUCGUUAUUGAAUGUGCCAAAGUGUCUCUAGACCCCAAGGAGGCCUCCUGUGAGGAGGGUUACGCCGCCAUGCCUGAGAAUUUUUACCCCCAAGUUCACCUGCGACCCCAAGACUGCACUUCAAGCCCCUACACAGACCUUCACAGCAGCUAUGGAAGCUCCUCGUCUACCCCGUUCUCAACUCCACGGCAGUCUCUACCCCCACCUCUGUCCUUGCCCCCCUUCUCAGGGACACAGUCAUCCUACCGAAGCCCACAGAUCUCCAGAAGGCAGAACUCCACCUGUGAACUCAACUCUUCGUGUGGGGGGAAGGACCCUCUGUGGAGCCCCUCCUCAUUGUGCGGUAUGGCCACGCCCCCUUCCUCAAGGGGCAUGUCGCCCAACUUGGAGCUCUCCCAGAGUGCCUCGCACCUUCCCAGCCGCUUCCACUGCACAUCAGGAGGAAAAGGAACGCCUGCCUCUAGCACUCCAGCCACCUCCUCCCCACCUCCUACCCUAUCGGAUGACUUCCCCAUAAUCUCCUUACCAGCCAACACAGUCCAGUCCAGUCCAACAAGAAAAGAUCGUCGAGCAGGAGAAACCAGUAAACCUGCACUGGUGAGACAGGAACCAGUUCGAGAUUUGGAGAAGAGCACAGAGGCAGCGACAAGCAGAGAUGCAGGAGCUGCAGAAAAUGUCUCCAUGACACUGACAGAGUUAUCGGUUUUCAUGAAGAAGCAGGAACUGGACCUUCAGCUGAGAACAGAAAAAGAAAAAGAAGAGGCUGCCAUCACAGAGGAGUUGUUGAAACUCACUGAGGAUAAGCAGGAGCAGUUGGGUCUGAGAGGCUUUGACUCCCCUUUCUAUCGCACCACUGAGACUCUGACUGGCAGUCAGGCACAAGACAAACCCCACUCCAGCACCUACCCAGGAGGUUCCAGCCGAGAAACCCACCACACGGUAUCCACACCAGACAAAGUUGAGAACGCUGCAAGCACCAGUGGCGUUGGCAGCGAAAGAGGAGGACCAGCAGGAGACAGCAGGAGUUCAGCCCUGGAGCAGUCCUGGUCCUUCCAGUCUGGGUUCACGCCCAUCGAUCACCACUUGCACAGAUGCACCUCAGCCACGGAUGAGGAGAUGAGCAAGUUUGGGAUGUUCUCUCCGAGCCCAUGCAGUAAGGCCCCAGCGCCUUACGAGUCGUUCUUUGACCUGGCCCUGCCACGAGCGGCGUCUCUAUUUGUCGGCAAAAAAACAUCAGAGGCAGUGCACAAGGCGGCGAUGGAGAGGCUGCUGCAGCGAGAGGAGGGCUUGGAGGAUGGGGAGGAGGAAGGGCUGGUGUCUGCUUCACCACUGGAGGUGCUGGAUCGCCUUGUUCAACAGGGAAGUGACGCCCACGACAAAGUUCUCAAGAGAUUACCUUUGCCAAGUAAGUCGGCUGACUGGACACAUUUUGGAGGCUCUGCUCCACUGGACGAGCUUCACACGCUGCGCAGCCAGCUGCUCCUGCUGCACAACCAGCUGCUGUUCGAGCGCUACAAGAGGGAGCAACACGCCGUCCGCAACCGCCGCCUCCUCCGACGCAUCAUCAACGCCACUGCACUGGAGGAGCAGAACAACGCUAUGAAGGGCCAGUUGAAUCUGCAGAGUGUGGAAAUAUUGUCGCUGAGGGAGAGCCUGCAGGUUGAGCACCAGCGGUACCAACAGCUGUGGGACGACCGCGAGACGGUGGUGACCAGGCUGCAUGGUCAGAUCAGACAGCUGCAGCAGGGCCGGGAUGAUUACUACACCAAGAACCAGGAGCUGCAGAGCAAGUUACAGGAGUGUCAGAAGCGGAUGGAUGAGCUAGAGGCGGAGCUACAGAGAGCCAACAACAAAGUCUGCCACACUGGUCACCUCCUCAAUCAGAUGACUAUCAAGCUGAACAACAGCGAGGGUACCCAGCAGCAGAUGAGCUUCCUGAACAAGCAGCUGCUGCUCCUCGGGGAGGCACAUAAGCUGUCCAUGCAGGAAUUACAGCACGCCGGCACCGAUAACACAAAGGAGGUUCAAAUGCUGAAAGUGUCCUCUGCGAAGGAGGUGGAGACAAUAAGACAGAGUCUGCUGGUUCAAGGACAAAAGCUGGAGGCAGCACAGCAGAGAGUUGCUGAGCUGGAGAACCUUCUCUCCAAGAAGGAACAUCUCAUCGCAGAGCAAAAGAAGUUCCUUGAAGAUGUGAAGUGUCAAGCAAAGGUGGAGCUUCAGGCCUCAGACAACAGGUAUCAAGUUCAAAGGAGAAUCACUCAGCUGCUGCAGACUGAACUCUUGCAGCUUUACAGCAGAGUGGAGAUGGAAACUCCAGCCUGCAGCACCAGCAGCAGCAGCAGCUUUCCUCCAGGGGGCAGAGCUGACACACACACUCCUGCAGACUCCAGUGUCUUGGUUCAAGAUGGACCAGGUAAAGUUCACACCAGUGAAGAGGUGCAUGACUCCCCCCGGGGUAACGGCAGCACUUUAUCGCCAGGGCAACCAAUGGCGAGCAACUCUUCCAACUCCAUGGCUAACUCCAUCAAUGGAGGACAGGAACUGGCCCCGCCGUUGUUGGUAGAGCCUUCCCUGACCUGUUCCCACGCCAACCCACUUGCACCCCUGACUGCUGCUGACGCGCCCAUCACCGUGGGCUCCUAUCCAAGCGCCAAGAGCUUCCUGGGCAUGAGAGCUCGCGAGCUGUUCCGCAACAAGAGCGAAAGCCAGUGCGACGAGGAAGAAUCCCCGCCACGUCUCGCAGGCCUCGCCCACAGCCUGAAGACUGAGCUUUGCGAGGAGGCCCCCUGCCCGGGCGAUGCUGCCGACGUAGACCCCGCACCUCCCCCCGUGCCCACCUCACCCCCUGCCACAGCUGUCGCUACUCCUCUCACUGUUACCACAAACGAACAACCCUUUGAGCCCAAGCAGCGAGUCUCCAGCCAGGAAAGUCCACGCAGAAAGGCAGGGGUGGGGCCGCGGGGCGGCAGAGGUCAGGCCGGGUCAGGUCGGCCCCGGCAACAGCAGCUAAAGAUUAUGGACUACAAUGUAACGCAUCAUGAGCACAGUUAAGGACAUAAGACUGAGUGAGGACUGAGGGCAGACGAACAGAGACUGAAAUUUAACCGUGGAGAAAAAGCUACAAAUGAGCAAAAGAGUAACAUGUCAGCAGCUCUUUUCAAUUCAGUGUUAUUUGUCCCAUUCCCUUGAGUGGACAACAGGAUUUCCCCAAAGCUUCUCUGUCCUUUGUUUGUUUCUGUAACAGAUCGCUUCAGUGUCUACGUUUACAUGCAAUCAAUAACCCUUUUCUAACCGGAAUAUUAGCAAUAACCCGGUUGUACACGGCCAUUUAAACACCAAUAACUCCUUUGAAUAACUGGAAUUUGCUUAUAUUCCGGUUUUUAAAACCCCAAAUAUGACCCCUAGGUUACUCCUUUUCUAACCCGAAUAUUUGGUCAUGUAUAGUUUAACAGGAUAUCCCCAUUAAAAGGAACAGGAAUUUGUUUUCUGCACGUUUUUUCGCAAGGAAUCUUGCUCUUUUGAGUCCAGGAAGUUCUUAUAAACAUGGCCAAACGCAAGACCAGGAGGAGACUAAUCAUUUUGGCUGAACAUUUUGGCAUUUGUAGAUGGUAGAAAGUACAGCGAUAGACAGAUUUACAAAAAGGUGAGCGAAAAGUUGCGCAAAGCAGAAUUUGUACGAACGCCAGACCAGAUCAAGCUCCGCUGGAAGACGCUGAAAAAGGCGAACUACAGUGCCGAGAAACAAGACGACUUUUACUGUUCAUUAUCCGCCGUGCUGCUGUUAUUGUUGUUCUCCGUGCGUCGCUGGUUUGAUCCAGAUAUCUCAAAUGAUUAAUCACCAUGUAUACAGGGAUAACCCUGUUAGCUCACGCAUGUAAACAGAUUAUUCCCAAUGUUUCACUUUCAGUAACCGGAAUAUUGACCUUAACCCCAAUUUUGAUUGCAUGUAAACGUAGUCAGUGUCAUGACAUUUUUCAGAAUACGAGAUAAAAAGUUGAUGUUUUACCAGUGAACAUGCAACACUUUAAACUAUGAGACUGCUUAAAGAUGCACUAACAGGAUUUCAUGGCGUUAUUAAAAACCUAGAGGUCACAGUGAGUAUCACGUUUUAAUGCACAGUUCACCUAAAUAAAAAAAUGACAAUGUUGUUCCUACUUAAUUCUAUUUGUAUUUUAUGACAUAGGAAUUUCAGGUUGUUUCUAUCCUAGUUUUGUGAUGCUUGUCUGACAGGGAAAUGAGUGAAAUUGUGAUUGUGAUUCUUAGAGUUGAUCAGGUCUUAAAAAGCCUCUGUGGAAUAAAACGUUAGGACCGGGGAUUAUCCAAAGAGAUGGGAAGGAUUUCUUGUAGGAUAAUUUUCCUAAAAAGAAAAACAUUCGAAAAGAUUGGACCAAUCCACGUGAGUCAAUUGCAAUAAGCAAAAUUCUGUAUUAUGUAGUUUUGAUUUGUGGACCGACAGUUAAUGAAGACAAAGAACCGAUAAACAUGCUUUACUUUUUAUAGCAGAUAGUUUUUACAAUAAUACUUAGGUCAGUACGCCGUUUGAAGAUGCAGACUAGCCACGUGUCCCAACAGCAAUGUUUGUGUUACUAUUUUCAAGAUCUCUUCCGUUAGAAAUGACACCCUUUGAACUACAAUCUGCAAUUUUCUCAAAGAUUCGAAUCAUACGAUGCAAAUGGCUUCACAACCCAGGAUGUUUUGGUGGCACAGUCAAACGCAUCGCCGUGGGCCAAAAGCCCAGCUGCCCAAGAACCAGCAGACAAGAGAUAUUUAGUAUUUUCUGGGAAGACCAUUACUGAAUGGAGUAGAAACCUUAAAAGUGUAAGAGUAUUUACCAAAAUAACAGUUAUCACGGCUGCAUAUAAUGUAAGCUGCAGCGACUAAAGUAGUUUUUCCUUUCCCUAAGUUCCAUUCGUCCUGCAUUUAUCUUUUAAUCCAUGAAUUUAUUUAUUUAUUUAUUGGAUCGUCUGUAUACUUUGCUCACACACACAUAACACGCUCUAAAUUAUAAAUGACACUUCUCAAGUAACACACGACCAAUCCUUCAAAAUUAUUAUAUUCUCAAAUGUAAACGUUAGUGCCCCGCUCAUUUCAAUUAUGUUAUUUCAGACACGUUUGGUCCACUGGGUUUCCUUUUUAUAGGCCUGGCAAACACAGGCUGCUUUUCCUUUUUUUUUUUUCCCUCCCUCCCCUGUUUGUUUUUAGAAGUAAACUGAUUGUAAAACUAUUCUGAAUCCUGUUGUCCACUGGGAACUCCUGCUGCCACUUCUUUCUGCCUCUCUAUCUAAAGCAUGUUCAACAAUCCUCUUUAAAUGCCAACCGUAGUAGCUACAGCAAACCAAGACAGAAGGUACAAUCAGCACAAACAGAAGAGAAAAAGAAAAAAGAAAAAGAAGAAAGCAGGACUCAAACCAGAGCUGGAGAAUCUGGGACAAAAUGGCAAAAAAGGAAGUUCUUAAAGCAGUGGCUUGUGUGUAACUGUGAACAAUAAAGAUCGUCUUUAAUGUUUUGCACUACAAUGUUGACUUUUCUGUUGUUUCCCCUGUGAACAUAAACACAACUUUGAAAAUCCCCUCUUUGUCUUAUAGUCAGCAAAUCACUUGGAACUUUUAGAGGAAAACUAUUUACUUGGAUAUUACUUUCAGCUCUGAGAUUUCAAUAUUUUCUGACAUUUGUACAAAUAGUAAUGUUUAAUUUCAAGUACAAUCACAUUAUUUCUCUUAAACGUUACAGGAAAAUGUUGAAAAAGAUGUUGGCAGGAGAUCUGGAUGUUGAAAAAUGGAAGUUUCACGCUCAGCUCUUCCUGGCCGACGAGGCUGAAAUGUGAACGGCGGUUGGUGGCAAACAAAUUAACUACUAUUAAUAA
Molecule: messenger RNA, 7004 nt
Organism: Cololabis saira (Pacific saury)
Lineage: Eukaryota; Metazoa; Chordata; Actinopteri; Beloniformes; Belonidae
Gene: tsc1b
Product: TSC complex subunit 1b
Exons: 22
Coding region: 377-4192 (1271 amino acids)
Biological process (GO): regulation of cell cycle; negative regulation of cell population proliferation; negative regulation of TOR signaling
Cellular component (GO): TSC1-TSC2 complex
Source: RefSeq, a predicted model, not a curated record